Molecule: messenger RNA, 2040 nt
Organism: Peronospora matthiolae
Lineage: Eukaryota; Oomycota; Peronosporomycetes; Peronosporales; Peronosporaceae
Source: the annotation of a GenBank genome assembly
AUGCAGGGCCGCUACGUCGACGCAGUGCAUUCUUUGAGUGAUUGCCAUCGAGCUCUGCGGACAUAUCGAGAUCAAUCGGAGGAGAUUCGUCGGCUACGCACUUUGAUAUGUGCCAACGACGAGGCUCAGGGGAACUUGGAACGACAGGUGGAUGCUUUGAGGGCUCAGCUUCAUUCGCUCCAAGCCGAACUCAACUCUCUCCGACAGCAGCGUGAUCAGCUGACCAUGGACAUAUCCUUCCUUCACAUAGAUUUUUUGCACUUGAAGGAGCAAUUGGCUCAGUCUCAGGAGGAGAUCGCAGAUGGACUGUCUUCGAUCAGCGAUCUCAUGCAACAAGCGGAGAACGCCAACCUACGUCGUCAGCUUGCGGAACACCUCGAGAUAUACGACCAGUUGCAGGUGGUGGAGCAUGAUCGGGAUCAGGCUAUAGCUGAACACCGAGCUCUCCUCGACACACUGAACAGUGCUAUACUCGGAUCCCGGUCGUCUGCGUUGAUCGCUCGAUCGACGCCUAAGAGUGCUACUCCGGCCGGAUCGCCCCCUGCUCCCACUACCCCGGGAUCGAGAUCGCUUGCCCGUAGGUCCAGAUCGAGAUCGUCCGGCCCGCCUGCCAAGCGUCGGCGUAUUCAACCAAGGUCACAAUCCAGUGAUUCUUCCACCGCCCGUGUGGCUUCCCGGCUAUUGUCGUUGAACCCUUCAAUACCUUUAAACAAACUUCCCGGAUUGGCCCCACCCGAGCCUCCACCCAAUUCUUCUUGUUCUCCGCUUUCGUCCGCGGCUUCUGGGACUGGAUCGGGAAGUGAGGAGCUGACCGAGUCGGAUUCUAGCUCGGAUGAUUUGACUCGUGCUGCAUUAUCCCAAUCGAGAUCGGCCUCUCGUCGUCAACCUAGAUCGGAUGCCCGAUCUUCGACCCCGAACCCCUCUCCGGCCGCUCGGGUUGUUCCCGCUUCUCCCGCAGCUACUGCGUUGGCUCAAGCACUGUUGCGUUCGCCUUCUCCAGACGUUCCGGAGCCUCGUUAUCUUUCGUACCCAUCCACUCCGGUCGCGGCUGUCCCCGUAGUCGAAAUUCAAGAUGAUGGCGGCGUAGAAGACGUGGAGGUAUCGCCGACAGGGGAGACACACAGCGAGACUGGCUCUGUUAGUCCGCCUCCGGAGUCCACUGCGCUUUCGGAUCGCCAUUCGUCCGAUAGCGAAAACAGCAUCACCCUUCCGGCACGCCAAGUGGCUAACAGAGUUUUCUCUUCCGUGGACUUCGACAAUCUUCCGCCACUCCAGCAACCACGGGAUCGGUGGAUUCCCAACUAUCUGGCGCCCUCCCGACGGGUAGCUUCCGAGAUCGCUCCAUGGUCCGUUUCGCGGAUCGCGAUGGUUUGCGUGAGGACCAUGACCAUUGAGCUGUUGUUUCACCACUACUCCAAACCCAGGAAUUUUCUGUUUCCCUUCUACAAUCAUGGACGAGCUCCGCCUACGGGGACUUGGGCUUCUGGGCUGAUCUCGCGGCAACACAUCGAGGCUCUUUACGCUUUAGCCCCUUGGGAUAAUAUCAUAGUCCCAGUGAACCCGAUAUCAUUCACCAUGACUGGAUGGUAUCGUGAUAUGGGUCAUCGGUACCUGGAGCUUGAGUCCACUCAUCGACAAGCUCUGUGGGAAUCUACUCAUGCUUUCCCGAUUCCUCCGGCUCAAAGGCGAUCUGAACGGUUCAUGCAGACAUUCUGGCGCCAACGAAAACAACGCCGUUCUCGCUUUGGAGCGCGUUGGAAGAACUUCUUGAAGAUGAUACUCAGCGGCAUGAUCGCUGGCCACUGUGAUCUCGACAUCUUGCUAGAUCCCUUCUUCCUCCACUAUCCGCGCCCACAUGAAGACCGAGUUUGGUAUCCAGGGUUAGGACACUCUAACGACCCAGCUGACUUGCUAGAGGCGUUGGACAUGGCAGACCAAGAGGAUCCUUGGCGCAACCAGUUCCGUAACGCCUAUUGGGAUCAUCCCGGAUCGCAGAUCCCUCGUCUGCAGGACAAGUUCAAACCUGCUCCAUCGUCUUAG